Messenger RNA from Zeugodacus cucurbitae (melon fly), 1642 nucleotides. It is a transcript of the gene pont, whose product is annotated as ruvB-like helicase 1. The record is from RefSeq and is a predicted model, not a curated record. The transcript is spliced from 3 exons. Gene Ontology annotation, molecular function: ATP hydrolysis activity; ATP binding; DNA helicase activity. NCBI's taxonomy places the organism in Eukaryota, Metazoa, Arthropoda, Insecta, Diptera, Tephritidae. Gene Ontology annotation, cellular component: R2TP complex; Ino80 complex; NuA4 histone acetyltransferase complex. Gene Ontology annotation, biological process: regulation of transcription by RNA polymerase II; chromatin remodeling; box C/D snoRNP assembly. Bases 155 to 1525 code for a protein of 456 amino acids.
AACCGGCUGCUUACAAAAAUACAAUAGCAACAAAAGCGUGCGCCGCACUAAACGUCGAAAAUAAUUUAAAAUAUUCUAGAAGAGCAAUUUAGUUUGAUCGAUAAUUUUAUACAAAACAGUGAAACUUCCAUAAAAGCUACACAUUGCAUUCAGCAUGAAGAUCGAAGAAGUAAAAAGUACUGUGCGAACACAGCGCAUUGCGGCACAUAGCCACGUGAAGGGUCUAGGUCUCGAUGAGAAUGGUGUACCACUACACAUCGGUGCAGGUCUGGUUGGACAAAAGGCUGCACGUGAAGCAGCCGGUAUUGCAGUGGAUCUAAUAAAAUCGAAGAAAAUGGCAGGACGUGCAUUGUUGCUAGCCGGACCACCAGGCACAGGCAAAACGGCAAUAGCACUGGCUAUAGCACAAGAAUUGGGUAAUAAGGUACCCUUCUGUCCUAUGGUUGGUUCUGAAGUUUUCAGUAGCGAAAUCAAAAAAACAGAAGUCUUAAUGGAGAAUUUCCGUCGUUCUAUCGGUUUACGCAUACGUGAGACGAAGGAAGUGUAUGAGGGCGAAGUAACCGAGUUGACACCAGUUGAAACGGAAAAUCCAAUGGGCGGUUAUGGCAAAACUAUUAGCAACGUAGUCAUUGGUUUGAAAACAGCUAAGGGCACAAAACAAUUAAAAUUGGACCCGAGCAUAUUCGAAUCGCUACAAAAGGAAAAAGUAGAGGUCGGUGAUGUUAUCUACAUCGAAGCGAACAGUGGUGCAGUCAAACGUCAGGGCCGCAGUGACACUUUUGCUACAGAAUUCGAUUUGGAAACUGAAGAAUAUGUGCCUUUACCAAAAGGCGAUGUACACAAAAAGAAGGAAGUCAUACAAGAUGUCACUUUACAUGACUUGGAUGUAGCAAACGCGCGACCACAAGGUGGCCAGGACGUGCUCUCAAUGAUGGGGCAAUUGAUGAAGCCGAAAAAAACUGAAAUUACAGAUAAAUUGCGCAUGGAGAUUAACAAAGUUGUUAACAAGUACAUAGAUCAAGGCAUUGCUGAACUUGUACCCGGCGUGCUCUUUAUUGAUGAAAUACAUAUGCUUGAUUUGGAAACCUUUACGUAUUUGCACAAGUCGCUUGAAUCACCCAUCGCGCCAAUUGUCAUUUUUGCCACAAACCGUGGACGCUGUGUUAUUCGUGGCACCACAGACAUUGUAUCCCCACAUGGUAUACCUUUAGAUUUGCUGGAUCGUUUGUUAAUCAUACGCACAUUACCAUACUCAUCCUCCGAGAUGGAACAAAUUAUUAAGUUGCGCGCCCAAACUGAAGGCCUUCAAUUGGAAGAUACCGCGUUUAGUCGUCUCAGUGAAAUCGGUAGCACAUCGACAUUACGUUAUGCGGUGCAAUUGCUAACCCCAGCACACCAAAUGACCAAAGUGAAUGGACGUACACAAAUUACCAAGGAGGAUAUUGACGAUGUACACUCAUUAUUCCUGGAUGCGAAACGCUCUUCGAAACAUUUGUCAGAGAAGAACAACAAGUAUAUGUUGUAAUCUGCUACUGAUAAGUUAGGGUAUUCAUUAAUACAACUUUGUUUAUUUCUUUUUAAACAUUUCCAAAAAUAUAUAAAUCCUAUGAACUAAAAACUCGAAAAUAACGUUGCACUAGCA